AUGGCUCCUUCCGUUCGUGGAACAUCAACUCGAGUCAGUAAACGACAAACCAGCGUUCGCACCAAUGCCAAAGUUUCAAAGCUCAUCAGCAAUCACCCGGCCGUAAAAGAGGAACUGGAAGAGGCUGCCCUCAAACAAGCGGUCACCUCCAAGACAUCGGUCAAGCAGAAGGGCAAGCACGUCCCCAAGCGCAAACGUGAUGAAGUCGAGGACGACAGCGAGGCCGAACCAGUGGAUGCACCGCUCAGCUCCGUUAAAGCGAAGAAGGUCUGGUAUAUCACCAUCUUACCUACGUACAUACUAACAUCUACGAAGGCCAAAGUGCAACAUCCAACACCUCCCUCCAGCCAAAGACAGAGUCCGGUUGACCAUGAACUAUCUCCGACGAUCAGUUUUCGCCAGCUUUCGCUCGACUCCAAGUUUGCCGUUCGGAUGCAGCAAGCCCUUCCUCCGGUGCUGCAGGACUUUGUGUCGUUACAUGCAGCGUUCCUCAAAGCCCUUUCACUCCACAUCGUCCAUAAUGGUCAAACAGCACCAGCCAGUCUGGCUAGUUUGUCAGCUUCUGUCACGCGAUUAUGGAAGAAGCACACGGUCUCCAACGAAGACAUACAACGCAUGCUGGCCAUCUAUGAACUGGACGUUACGACGCACUUUAGUGGCCGUCUUCUCAAACACCAGGAAGGACCAUUCAAGUUGACAAUGACCGGCACUGACUACAUUCGUUACAGCGUCGAGUACGUGGGCUGGGGGAGCAACAGAACGACAAGCUCACGUUGGGAUGAGUACAACCUACAGCAGCUUUAUGAAGCAGAAAUCGAAGGCCUCUGGAUUUCGUCUCGAAAGAACCCAAACUGCUGGGUCCACGGCGAGGUUCGCAACUUUCCCAAGCUGGAAUUUGCCGUUGGAAUUCAGACCCAAGCACGGAGAGGGAAAGCUGAAGCUGCUCGAAGGGAGAUCUUGGGACUUUCUACUCAAGCACAGAAUCGGCAGGGCGCACAAUUUGCCGUCCAAUCAAUCAAAGAUACACAAGAUGCUGAAGUCCAGAAACCGGAGACCGUUAAGAAUCGAACCCUCUCUCUGCUGGAUCGUGUCAGAGCCAAAGCGGCUGCGAGUGCAUCCGCGGCAUCCGAAUCCCCAGACGCAGUCCUUCGCCGAUACGCUGUGGGCCGCAUCUCGGAAGUGGUCGAAAUUCUCCGUAUGAAGCAACAGAGAAAGCUGAGCUCGACCUUCAUCUCAUCGGUCCACUCGAGUCCAAGCAAAGUUCGCUCCAGAGUGUCAUUCAGCAUAAACCAGCUGAUCAAAGAUAUCAAAGGCAGCAUGAGGGUCCCACUUGGAGACGCAGAGAUUGGGAUGUGCUUCACGAUCCUCGAGUUCGAGAUCCCUGGGACGUGGCUCUCUACCCACGCUUUCGGGGCUGUUCAAAGUGUUAUUCUUAACGGGCCUGGCCUGAGUGGUGUCGAGGUGAAGAAGAUCCUCGAUGAGCAAAUGCGUUGA
Cladophialophora yegresii CBS 114405 is the source of this 1494-nucleotide messenger RNA. RefSeq lists its product as uncharacterized. The transcript has a single exon. The coding region runs from base 1 to 1494 and encodes 497 amino acids. NCBI's taxonomy places the organism in Eukaryota, Fungi, Ascomycota, Eurotiomycetes, Chaetothyriales, Herpotrichiellaceae. The record is from RefSeq and is a predicted model, not a curated record.